This is a messenger RNA of Amblyraja radiata (thorny skate), 3894 nucleotides long. RefSeq names its product aldehyde dehydrogenase 18 family, member A1 (gene aldh18a1). Gene Ontology annotation, cellular component: cytoplasm; mitochondrion. The record is from RefSeq and is a predicted model, not a curated record. The coding region runs from base 115 to 2457 and encodes 780 amino acids. Gene Ontology annotation, molecular function: glutamate-5-semialdehyde dehydrogenase (NADP+) activity; ATP binding; glutamate 5-kinase activity. The transcript has 18 exons. NCBI's taxonomy places the organism in Eukaryota, Metazoa, Chordata, Chondrichthyes, Rajiformes, Rajidae.
CUGGGGCCGGGGCCGCCCAGGAAGAGGCGGGGCGGGGAGGCCGCGGGAUUCCCCGCCUCGCUUUCCGGGUCCUCGCUGCUGCCGGUGGCCGGUCCGCGGCCCGGGGGUGCCACCAUGCUGUUGAGAGCCGGCCUCAGCCCCGUCCUCCACACCGCCCGCUACCCGCCCGGUAAAUGUGUGGUGACUGCGGGCUGUGUGGCGUUGGUGCGGUGCUGGAGCUCGGUGCCGCUGCAGGGCCGAACAGUGGGGAAGCCGUUUGCUCACCGCAGUGAGUUGCGGCAGGCCAAGCGUGUGGUGGUGAAGCUGGGCAGCGCCGUGGUAACCCGCGGUGAUGAGUGUGGCCUGGCCCUUGGCCGCCUCGCAUCCAUCGUGGAGCAGGUGGCGAUGCUGCAGAACCAGGGCCGGGAGAUGCUGAUCGUGACAAGCGGCGCGGUGGCCUUCGGCCGGCAGAGGCUGCGGCACGAGAUCCUCCUGUCCCAGAGUGUCCGGCAGGCCCUACACUCCGGGCACAGCCAGCUGAAGGAAAUGACGGUGCCAGUGCUGGAGGCGAGGGCCUGCGCAGCCGCGGGUCAGAGCGGCCUCAUGGCAUUGUACGAGGCCAUGUUCACCCAGUACAGCAUCUGUGCCGCACAGAUCCUGGUGACCAACCUGGACUUCCAGGACGAGCAGAAGCGUCGCAACCUGAGCAGUACGUUGCACGAGCUGCUGCGCAUGAACAUCGUGCCCAUCAUCAACACCAACGAUGCAGUCGUGCCCCCCCCAGAGCCCAGCGCAGACCUGCAGGGGGUGAUCAGCAUCAAGGACAAUGACAGCCUGGCUGCGAGGCUGGCAGUGGAGAUGCGGGCGGACAUGCUGAUCGUGCUGUCUGAUGUGGAGGGCCUGUACGACUGCCCCCCUGGUCUAGACGACGCCAAGCUGAUCGACACCUUCUACCCCGGGGACCAGCAGUCUGUCACCUUCGGCACCAAGUCCAGGGUGGGGCUCGGCGGCAUGGAGGCCAAGGUGAAGGCGGCUCUCUGGGCCCUACAGGGGGGCACCUCGGUGGUGAUCGCCAGCGGCACCCACCCAAAGGUGACGGGUCACGUGAUCACAGACAUCGUCGAUGGCAAGAAGGUUGGCACAUUCUUCUCCGAGGUGAAGCCUGCAGGCCCCACGGUGGAGCAACAGGCCGAGAUGGCGCGGGCCGACGGCAGAAUUCUCGCCUCACUGCAGCCGGAGCAGCGCGCGGACAUCAUCCACCGACUGGCCGAGCUGCUGACCGACAACCGCGAGGAGAUCCUGGCCGCCAACCGGAGAGACACAGAGAGAGCGGCUGCUACAGGCCGCCUGCCCCCCCCUCUGCUGAAUCGCCUGUCCUUGACCACGGCCAAGCUGAACAGCCUGGCCAUCGGGCUGCGGCAGAUCGCGUGCUCGGCGCGGGACAGCGUGGGCCGGGUGCUGCGGCGCACACGUGUGGCCAACGGGCUGGAGCUGGAGCAGGUCACCGUGCCCAUUGGCGUCUUACUCGUCAUCUUCGAGUCCCGGCCCGACUGCCUGCCCCAGGUGUCGGCUCUGGCGGUUGCCAGUGGCAACGGUCUGCUGCUGAAGGGGGGGCGUGAGGCGUCGCACAGCAACCGGAUGCUGCACCGCCUCACGCAGGAGGCCCUGUCCCUGCACGGGGUGGGGGAGGCCGUGCAGCUGGUGAGCACGCGUGAGGAUGUGGAGGACCUGUGCCGCCUGGACAAGCUGAUCGACCUGAUCAUCCCCCGCGGUUCCUCCCAGCUGGUACGGGACAUUCAGCGGGCAUCGCGGGGAAUACCCGUGCUGGGUCACAGCGAGGGCAUCUGCCACGUCUACCUCGACACACACGCCAACAUCGACAAGGCCAUCAAGAUCGUGCGCGACUCCAAGUGUGACUAUCCCGCUGCCUGCAAUGCCCUGGAGACGCUGCUGGUUCACCGUGACCACCUGAGGACUCCCUUCUUCGACCAGAUCAUUGACAUGCUGAGGAUGGAGCAGGUGAAGAUCCACGCGGGGCCGCGGUUCGCCUCGUACCUGACCUUCAGCCCGUCUGAGGUGCGGUCACUACGCACCGAGUACGGGGACCUGGAGUGCUGCAUCGAGGUGGUGGACGGAGUGCAGGAGGCCAUCGCACACAUCCACAAGUACGGCAGCUCACACACCGACGUCAUCGUCACCGAAAGUGAGGAGACGGCGGAGUACUUCCUGCAGCACGUGGACAGCGCCUGUGUGUUCUGGAACGCCAGCAGCAGGUUCUCCGAUGGAUACCGCUUCGGGCUGGGGGCGGAGGUGGGCAUCAGCACGGCACGGAUCCACGCGCGGGGCCCGGUUGGGCUUGAGGGGCUGCUCACCACCAAGUGGCUGCUGCGGGGGGAGGGCCAGGGGGUGUGUGACUUCGCCGAGCAGGGCAACAUGAGCUACGUACACGAGAACCUGCCCGUGCCCCACAAACUGUAGUGUUCUGCACUUCCCACUGCACCCCCACUUAGCAUAGUGCCCAACACCCACUGGGCCCCUCACUGCCCCCACUACUGGGUGUAGGGAUCCCCCUCAACACUGGGUAUAGGCCCAAUCCCAAAGGGUGCAGGAACCCCCCCCAGAUCCCCCCACAUCGGGUGGAGGACGACCCCCCACAUAGACACCCCCACCAGCCGUAGACUCCCGCUCCCCACAGGGUGUAGACGGCUCACCCCCCCCCCCCCCCCCCGAUGUGUCACAACCCCCUCCACCCCAAGCACAGGACCCCCACACCCCCUGUAUCUCCCCGUAUCCCCCCACUCCCCAUAUCCCCCCACUCCCCGUAUCCCCCCCACUCCCCGUAUCCCCCCCACUCACCUUCAGCUUCCCCCUGUGUGGUGUCAGUAGGUGGAUGAAAAGACAGACAACGUUGGGGGAGGGAGCAGCCCAGUCCGCCCUAGGACCUCAGCAUCCAUAACAGGCGUAGAAUGCUGCAUCUGCUCCACUGGUCAGACCCGCUGAGUUACUCCAGCAUUUUGUGUAAACAAGCAACUACAGCUCCUUGUUUCUGCAGCAGGAAUACACAACUAUUUGUUGGUUGUGUCUGGCAGUGGGACCAGAGCUCGGCACAUCUAGGGUCCCGGACACAAAAAGGUGGAGUAACUCAGUGGGACAGGCACCAUCUCUGGAGAGAAGGAAUGGGUGACGUUUCAGGGCGAGACCCUUCCCGGUAGGGUCUAGACCUGAAACGUCACCCAUUCCUUCUCUCUAGAGAUGGUGCUUGUCCCGCUGAGUUACUUCAGCUUUUUGUGUCUAUCUUUGGUUUAAACCAGCAUCUGCAGUUCCUUCCUACACAUCCAGGGUCCUGUCAGGAGCAGGCUUUGGACGUCCCACAGGGGGAUGAAUAUCCUCCAUGGAAUCCUGCGGUCACUGGGCCUUGGAGAGAGCUGACAGGAUGGAUCUCUAAGCAAUGUCCAGCUUCCCCCCCCCCCCCUCCUCACAUCCAUGUGGAGGCCCAGCAGGCAGGGUCCCGAGUAUCUGAGACCGGAUUCCAGUGGGAAGUGUGCCAUUGGACAUUUUGAUGCACGAGGGGAAUGUGGAUGCAACAGCGCAGUGAGACGGGCAGCUCUGAUCCAUCCACGUAGCAAGUCUCCCGCCAACUGCCGACCCCCUGUACCUCCCCUUAUUCCCCUUCCCCCCCCACCCUUCAUCCUCUCCCCGCCCUUCAUCCUCUCCUCGCCCCCUCAUCCUCUUCCCCGCCCCUUUAACCUCUUCCCCCGCCCCCUCAUCCUCUCUGGUCACAGGUUUUGUACCAGCACCUCUACAGUGAGCCCCUGGGGAGAUUUGCUGUGAUUUUUACUCUGGCUUGGUAGCAAGGACGGCAGAUAGUUUUAAACUAUUUUGUAUUUAUCACAAAAUAAACUUUGCUGAAGUGAA